Asterias rubens (European starfish) is the source of this 798-nucleotide messenger RNA. RefSeq names its product THO complex subunit 3-like. NCBI's taxonomy places the organism in Eukaryota, Metazoa, Echinodermata, Asteroidea, Forcipulatida, Asteriidae. The transcript has 3 exons. Gene Ontology annotation, cellular component: THO complex part of transcription export complex. Gene Ontology annotation, molecular function: protein binding. Gene Ontology annotation, biological process: mRNA export from nucleus. The record is from RefSeq and is a predicted model, not a curated record. The coding region runs from base 216 to 761 and encodes 181 amino acids.
AAGUAGAGAUCCAAGUUGGGACCUACAGUUGGGCCAAUUCUAAAGUUGGACGGACAUGUGUACAAGUUGGUAAAAGCUGUGCAUGUUGUUUGUACACAGCACACGCAUGUACACCCUACACAGACACACUACAUAAUGUGUAUGCUAGGUUAGAAUAAAACACGUGAAUAGAGCAGUAAGUUAUAAAGCAGUACAACGUAAUUAACGUGGUAGACAUGAUAAUUAACACAGAAGAUAUGCAGAAACAUUUCCAAAGCCACAGCAGAACGAAAGAGUUAAGUGGAAAUCAUACAGCCAAAGUGCAUUCAGUAGGAUGGAGCUGCGACGGCAGGCUACUUGCAUCUGGGUCUUUUGACAAGACUGUCAGCGUAUUUCUUAUGGAAAGGGACAGACUGACAAGAGAAGCAACAUAUCGUGGUCACACAGACAGUGUUGACCAAUUGUGUUGGCAUCCAUUUCAUCCAGAGCUUUUUGUCACAGCAUCAGGUGAUAAGACUAUCCGUAUUUGGGAUGCAAGAGCCAAUAAGACAAUUACAACAAUUAAUACAAAAGGUGAAAAUAUUAAUAUCUGCUGGAGUCCUGAUGGCCAUACCAUUGCUGUUGGUAACAAAGAAGAUCUUGUUACCUUUGUUGAUGCUAGGUCCCAACGUAUAAAGACAGAGGAGCAGUUUAAAUUUGAAGUCAAUGAGAUUUCAUGGAAUAAUAAGAAUGACUUAUUUUUCCUCACAAAUGGCCAUGGAUGCAUCAAUGUUUUAAGGUAAAGUUAAUUUCAAUGAAUCUAUUCUAUAAUAAGGGAAU